Messenger RNA from Exaiptasia diaphana, 3623 nucleotides. Its product is annotated as telomerase protein component 1. The transcript has 13 exons. Bases 61 to 2895 code for a protein of 944 amino acids. The record is from RefSeq and is a predicted model, not a curated record. Lineage: Eukaryota; Metazoa; Cnidaria; Anthozoa; Actiniaria; Aiptasiidae. Gene Ontology annotation, cellular component: Cul4-RING E3 ubiquitin ligase complex.
ACUAUUAUUUUGGUCAUUUAGAAGCUAUGGUWAGAGUUACUAAUAGGUUAUUGUCUCUUCAUGGGAGCUGCAUGUACAAUCUGCAAAUCUGGUGGAGAUUCAUACGAUUUGUCGCGUGGACAUAAAGUYAAACAAAUUGAUCCCCAUCGGGAUGAACAGAGACAAAGUUCUGUCGAAACAGCUGCUCGGCGCCAAGAAACAAACUGUGCYSAUCGAGAUGUAGWGGAUUCAAGCUCAUCAAAAGAUGUUAACYUGGAGGAGGUCGAAAAAGCUAAUCAUCAAGUUCAAAAAGAAUCAAAAKCUGAAGUUAUAAAAGUUGUUGAAGAACUUUCUGUGGUUGAUCAUGAGUCUAAGAUGGAUUCUCAAACAUCAUCGACAAGUUCUUCAAAAGUUGUCAAAGCUGGUCACUCGAAAACAUCGCAAAGUGAUUUAUCAAAAUUAGAGGGGAUGACUGAAGAUGAAGCUAAUGACAUCGUUAAUAAAUGUUGGCAGAAUAUUGAAAAGACCUGUGUUGCAGAUGUUAAAACAACUCAAAAUACUAAACCUGCUCCACUAGGAUGGAGAGUUAUUAGGYUAUUUGUGUCAUCUACUUUUACUGACUAUCAUGCUGAAAGGGAGCUCUUAGUGAAAAAGGUUUUCCCAGAGUUGCGUGAAUGGUGUGAAGAGCGUCACCUCCAGUUGAUUGAGUGUGACUUGAGGUGGGGUGUUCCUAAAGACACAACCACAGCCAUGACUAUUAAAACAUGUUUGAGUGAGAUUGACAGAUGCAAAGAAGAAUGUAAUGAUUCUGCAUUUUUUCUUAACAUGCUGGGAGAAAGGUAUGGAUGGAUGCCAAGCGAGGCUGAUAUUCCACAAGACAUCCAAGAUGRCUAUCARUGGAUAUUUCCUGURUCUAUAACUCACAUGGAAAUACUUCAUGCUGCAUAUCGUACCAAGAACCCUAAUGCUGCCUUCUUUCUUAGAGAUCCUGGAUUCAUUGCUGAUCUUCCCCUUGCAAUGAAACCAGCAUUUGUUGAUGAAUUUGCUCUCAAUAAAGCAUCRCUCAAGAUGUUGAAGAGGAAAUUGAAAGAGAGAUUCCCAGACCAGGUAUUUGAAUAUGKUUGUGAAUAUGAUGGAACUGAUGAAUCUACUGGAAAAGAAAAGGUUAAAUUAAAAGGACUUGGUAGUUUUGGAGAGGCUGUUUUAAAACAUUUUAAAUCAUGUAUUGAAAAAACCUUCCCUCCCUCACAGCGUGAACUCAGUCCUGAAGAACAAGAGAUUGUUUCCCAGGAUAAUUUCAUUCAGGCAAGAGGUUCACUUUUACUUGGAAGAAAAAAUGAGGUGGACAGUAUCUUAGAGUUUGCAGCCAAUGGUAGACUUCCUGGACAAACAGUACAUGGUAAUGUUUCUCCAAUGUUACUAGUACAAGGUGUUCCGGGAUCYGGAAAAUCAUCACUCAUGGCUUAUUGUACACUUAGGAUUAAGAAUGAGACUGGAAUCCUUCUCUUUUACCAUUUUGUUGGUUCUGGUCCUGGGUCUACUGAUGCCUUAAGGCUUUCAAAUCGGCUAUAUAGGUGGCUUAAAAGCAUCACAGACAAGAGUGAAACAGAGGAUCAAAGAAAUGAAGAGGAAGAAAUCCCUUUGCAUGAAAUGCAGGAAAAGAUGCAGAAAGCUUUGAAGGAGGUUGAAAAAAUGGAUAAGAUUGUUGUAAUUGUGMUUGAUGCUAUCAAUCAGUUAUCUGAUCUUGAAAGUGUCGAGCAUCUCAAGUGGAUUCCUGUGGAGAUACCGAAGAAUGUCCAUUUCAUUGCUAGUGCUGUCAAAGAAAGCCRUUCUUCUUUUCUACUCCUAAAUGAGGAAAAACGUCAAGAACCUUUUGACCUGUUUGUUGGAGAGUUAGACGACAUAGUUAAGAAGGAGAUUGUAAACCAUAUCCUUGGAAUUUACAAUAAGAAACUUGACGAGCAACAAAUGGCCCUUCUUAUAUCUAUCGAAGGAGCAUCAAAUCCAUUGUGGCUUUCGCUAUCAUGUGAAGAGUUGAGGGUAUUUGGUGUAUUUGAAAGAGUGACAAUGCAUAUACAAAGUCUACCUUCGUUUCUGGAAGGUUUACUGCAGUUCAUACUGAAAAGGCUCAUUGCCGAAGAUGAGUUUAAUAAUGUUGAGAAGGUUUUAUGUGCAUUGCUUUGCAUGAGCCUAACAGAGACAGAACUCAGGUAUCUAUUGAAAGAUGAUGAAACCAGUGAUGAUCCUCUACCAAUGCUAAAGUGGGCUGUAGUCAGACGAACGUUGAAACCUUUUCUUAGGAACACUGGCCAACAGGGUGAAGAAGAGCGUCUCGAUUUCUUUCAUGCUUCCAUUAGUAAUCUGGUAAAGGAUUACUUAAUGCCAGAUCAAAGUGUGAAACRAAAAUGGCAUUCAAAAGUAGCAGACUAUUUCCAAUAUGUCUGUAAAGAUGAACGCAGGGCAACAGAUUCAGUGGCAACACAGCUGAAAAACGCUGAUGAUAGGAAAAGACUUCUAGGUUUUCUCAAGAAUGACAUCCGUGCACAAAGGAAAAAUCCUGUUUGGAAAAAUCAAUAUUACAAGGUCAUCAUGUGUGGUCGAACGAUUCCUCGAAUUGCGAAUUUCAGAGAAGAAGUAUCUCUUUGUCAAAUGUGCAGUAUGCAACACAAAGGCUUUGGUCAAAUUGCUGGCUUGAACAAAGAUUUCUGUGUUGUCUGUGGAAAUUUUGUUCCUCCAUUUUGGAGAAAGCCAGAGCAUGUGGCGAUGCUGUGUGAGCAACAUAAACCUCGGCAUGCCCCAGGCAAGAAAAUGUGUUAUCUUUGCAACAAACCUGCAUUCUUCAAUGCCCAGACAGCCUAUGCCUGCAUGAUAUGUUGCCCAACUGGCUUCCAGAGAUGUAUUAAAAUGGUUACUUAAUGGCACAUUGAUAACAAGUAGACAAAUACUGUAGGCACAUGCACCUGCUAGGAAGUGUGGGGGGGGGUACUCCCAUAUUAAAGGGGCUGGGGGUCCUUGUCUGAAAAGCACUGUAUUGCAAAAUUAUGGGUGUGGCAGUGAUGAAAUUUCGCCCMCUAUGAGUGGCCAAUCAAUAACCUGAUAUUUUGGCCAAUUUUCUCAGUUUAUUUGUGCUUUGACACUAGCAUCAAACACUGCCUGCUCAUAUGAGUUUAUAACAAAGUACUACAGGGCCAUCUAAUAUCCUAAAAAGGGACACACAGCUCAGGUGGUGKGAGUUUUUAUUCAUAAUCACCCCAAGUGGGACUAAARCAACAAUUAAACACAUAAUAAGGACACUCUUUUACAAAGGGAGUUCUKAGACCCAUAUCCCUCACCCCCUGGAAUGCACCUAUCAUGGACAGGUAUACAAUGUCAGUAUUACCAUAAUAGCCUUUUUACUCUUCUGCUGCUCUGGAAACUAUAUUUUGAUGUAGUAGAAAGUUAAAGAUUGUUUUGGGGCUUCCUGUGCUCUCUAUACAGUACAAAAAAGUCCAAAACACAUGUUUUGUUGCAUAUGAUGCCAUUGUGAAAUAAGGCCCUUAGGAAUAAUAUUUUAGAAUAGCUGAUUAUUAUAUGAAGUAUUAUGUAUGCCCAGAUUUAUAUUCAAAAGCACUUUCAAUAAACCAUAGCUCCAAUCAAGCAUAAAA